UUAUGGUUAAAAUUAGCCGACACGAUGUCAGUUUUCCCUCAGCUUUCCAUGAAGUCUGAAGUGCGAGAACAUCUUUGCAAUGUUUAUCCAAGUAAAGAGGUGGUGUCUGAGCUUGAUAAAGAUGAGGUGUUUGAAGCUCUCCUGUCAUGUCUGUCUCAUCCACCCUUGUUCACCUGUCUGAGAGCCAGCACACACCUGCAUCCACUACAGGAGAUUCAGCAUAGACUGGAGCAACAUUUAGAACAGCAGAAAAGAGGUCCAGCUGUUUACACUCACCCACAGCUUCCAGAUGUUCUACUGCUUCCAGUCCACGGCCCUAGGCAUGUGGAUUUGCUGGCCUCUGAAGUUAUAGUUGGCGCUCAGUGUGGCAAUGCUGUUCUUCGAGGUGCUAACGUUUUCACGCCUGGCAUCCUCAGCACGCCAAAGUACAUGAAAGUGGGUGACGUGGUGUCUGUGUUCUCUGAUGUUGAGGGGAAGUGCACACGGGGAGCCAAAGAGUUCAGGGGAAAGAAGGUAUUUCUGGGUAAUGGAAUUUCUGAGGUGGAUCGCUCAGAAUUAUUCUGCUCAGAUGGACCUAUCAAGGGUGUUGCGAUUAGAAUGACAGAGCCUCUCUAUCAAAGUCCUUCCUUUGAUGGUGUUCUUACAGAUGAGGUCUUUCUCCAGAAUCUGCCGUCAGUGGUCGUGGGUCAUGUUUUAGGACCUCGUCCUGGAGAGCGAAUCCUUGACAUGUGUGCUGCUCCUGGAGGAAAGACGACACACAUUGCUUCUCUUAUGGGAAACCAGGGUACUGUUGUGGCUUUGGACAAAAUCCGAUCCAAAAUGGAAAAGAUCAUUCAGAAUGCAAAGAUGCUGAAGUUGGACUGUAUUAAAGCAUAUUGCUGUAACAGCAUACAUGCAGUAAGCGCUGACCCUGCUCAGGAAUACAGUGCAGAGUUUUGACCGGAUACUAUUAGACGCUCCCUGCAGUGGACUGGGUCAAAGGCCCAACAUGACCUACAGCUGGAGUCUGAAAGAAGUCUGCUCCUACCAACCUCUACAGAGAAAACUCCUCACU
Molecule: messenger RNA, 1054 nt
Organism: Rhinichthys klamathensis goyatoka
Lineage: Eukaryota; Metazoa; Chordata; Actinopteri; Cypriniformes; Leuciscidae
Gene: nsun6
Product: NOP2/Sun RNA methyltransferase 6
Exons: 10
Coding region: 25-939 (304 amino acids)
Biological process (GO): RNA methylation
Molecular function (GO): methyltransferase activity; RNA binding
Source: RefSeq, a predicted model, not a curated record